Messenger RNA from Exophiala xenobiotica, 3017 nucleotides. RefSeq lists its product as uncharacterized. The record is from RefSeq and is a predicted model, not a curated record. Bases 439 to 2412 code for a protein of 657 amino acids. Gene Ontology annotation, molecular function: zinc ion binding; ubiquitin conjugating enzyme binding; ubiquitin protein ligase activity. Lineage: Eukaryota; Fungi; Ascomycota; Eurotiomycetes; Chaetothyriales; Herpotrichiellaceae. Gene Ontology annotation, biological process: positive regulation of proteasomal ubiquitin-dependent protein catabolic process; ubiquitin-dependent protein catabolic process; protein polyubiquitination. Gene Ontology annotation, cellular component: ubiquitin ligase complex; cytoplasm. The transcript has a single exon.
UCGCGACUUAGUCACCUCGACUGUUACAUGUCGAUAGUUUUGGCAUCGAUGCGAGUCUAGAGGUGUUGGUGUUGCCGCCCUGCAUAAGCUGCUGUCGCUUUCACUGUUCUGCCUAGGGUAUGCCGCAGUGAAACAGGCAACUGCUCACAGCCUGAGAGCUCGACAUUACCCUUUGAUCUUGUCAACACCAUUUGAAGUUGUCGUUUCUUUAUUGACCUCAACUUACCCUUACCCGACUGCCUCAACAGGUGGUCUAGGCAGCGAAUGAUCUACCGGCGAAGAAUAUCUGCGCUGACCGAACUUCACGACCAACCCCGCCAUCACGCCAACUUCAGCCUGAUCGUGCAACCUCACCGACUGAUGCAUCCUCCCACUUCAACCGAUCCAUGAUCUUGUCUAGGCGAAACUGUCCUAGAAAUUGCAAACCGGCAGGAAACCAUGUCUUACGCCUCUAAACCCCUCGUUGUUGAUGGAGAUGGCGACGCCUUGAUGAUGGACACACAAUCUGAGGAUCGUCGAGGAUCCUUCAGAUCUCCUCCAUUUGCUCCUCGUUACAGCUUUCCACCACAGUCCGAUCCGGGCUUGAUUUACAGUUCACCAUUUCCAAGCUUCUCAAGAGUGCCAGCUGCCGCAGAACAACAACAUCGUCGGAAUCCAGCGACCUCCAACCCAAACACUCGAACCGAUCAACCACCAGCUGGAGAUCGCCCGGUCCAUAACCGCCACCCUUCAACUCCAGGUCCCUUCGGAGACUUUCGACAUCUACCUGUUCCUCCUGGAUAUCCAUUCAUUCUACCUCUGCCCCAGCGAAGCGCAAUUUAUGGCCCUGGAUAUAGGCCUACAGAUGCAGCAACGCGAUUGAUACUCGCUCCUCCACCACACAUACCGAUCUCCUUCCCUAGGAUCGAAGAAGGCCAUCAUCGAUCCACGAGAUCCGGCACGCCACCUCCACUCACUCCCGCAUUUCGGACCAACUCCACUGCCAUGGAGACGAAUCGCCCGUCCCCAAGAUCCGAACGCAGCUUGGAUGCUCCUUUUCCAUUACGUCAAGAUAUGAAUCAAGGCCGAAGCCAGGGCUCCGUUACACAAGGACGAUCGUUGCGACAAAGCCCACAGACGCGCCAGAGUACGCCGUCAUCGACGUUCACUUUGCGCACUCGAGACAGCUUGGAACUCAUUGAAGGGGGUACAUGGAAUCAAUCUUCCAGCGAGAAAAUCUUGUCCACCGAGGCGGAUAUGCUAAAUGAUUCUGAUGACUCUGCAACCUCAACAGCCUCUCGAAUUCCUCGCCUUCUCCGCGACGACCUAACAGCCUCACCUCCGGCUCCUCGCAUUUAUGGCAUUGUUGAAAAUAAUGCAGGCCAGCAUGCACAGGCGCAACGUGCCUUUCACCGGCGUCGUAUGUCCCGACCUCCGAACCCCAAUCGUAGAUUAUUUCCUUGCACCGCUUGUAUGGAUGACUUCAACCGGGACGAUUUGCUCAACAUUGGUUGUGGAUGUCGAUAUUGCCAAGAAUGUCUGAAAGAUGCUUUUGAGGCAGGCUGCGCCAAUAUGGCAUCAUUUCCACCUAAAUGCUGUGGCAAGGCACUGAGGAUUUCCGUGUGGGGAGGCAUGCUCGAGCGCGGCCUCGUGGACCGGUACAAGCAGAUUGAGGCCGAGUUCACUGCGAAUCGACCUUUGUAUUGUGCCUACGCGCACUGUUCUGCGUUUCUGCCGGAGAACAACCACCUCGCUGAUCAUGAGGUUGGCGUGUGCUUCAAGUGUGAGAGGGUCACGUGCAAGCGAUGCCGCCGACUCAUGGACGAGCACCAAGAGGGGAUCUGGGAUGCCGAUGAACGAAUUUGCCCAAAGGAAGACGACAACGAGGCUGCUCUUUACGCGCUUGGGUCUGAGAAGAGAUGGAAACAGUGCCCGACGUGUCUGACUAUGGUCGAGCGCACGGACGGCUGUAAUCAUAUGGACUGCAUCUGUGGCGUCGAAUUUUGCUACCGGUGCGGUAGACUUUUCGACGAGGACGACUCAUGUGAGUGUGCCCCAGGCUCGUGGCAGGACGACGAAGACGAAGAGAACGGAGAGAACGAAGACGAAGACGAGAGCGAUGGAGAAGACUGGCCGGAUUUUCGCCGUGCCGUGGAUCCUGCUGGUCGUCCUGCUUGCUUUCAUCGACAUACUUCGGCUCUGGGUGAGGGAUUUUUAGCGUGCCACGGAUGCCUGGAACACAAGCCGUUGCACAGUUGCGAGGCGUGCGGGUUGGAGCUUUGCAUGGGCUGCCUCGAGAAUGUGCGGAGCCGCGUGGAUGUCUCACCAGGGACUCGCGCGCGGACCCCUUCGUCCGCAAUAGAGGUGGUGGUUCCACCGAUGGUACAUCAAGACUUGGAUAGAGGGAGAGGCUGGGGUCAUCUGAGACCCUAGGACUUUUUCUGCAUAUCUCGACAAUCAACGGCUGGCGACGAACUGGAAUGAUUACGGUGGUGAUGGGUUCAACUGGAUCGACAUCGACACUGGCUUAAGGAAUAAUGAUUUGACGAACAACGCAUGGGCGGUCGAUAGGAUCAAGAGAAAUCACGGAGUUUGCAGGAUUUUAAGGAAGGCGGUGACAUGCUUUUUUUUUCAUUGCGGGUUGUCGGAGGGGCUUGAAAUAUCUGAACUGGGAUGGACAAGAUGCAACGGGAUGAAACGAAAUGAUAUGAGACGCGGGCCGGAUGCUUUGUGCUUGCAUGGCCGAGCCGCAAGAAGGAGGCUAUUUCGGGUGUUCGUCUUUCUCUCUCUCUUUGCUGCAGGCAUUGUGCCGUGGGAGCCUGUCUUUGGGUUGGGCAGAAGCAGGUCAGAUGAGAGAGUGGAAGAGAGGAAGCCAAUGCCAACAAUGAGGCAUCCGAUCUUGAAGCCUGGCUGGUCCGGGGGAGGAGAGAAAGAAAGCGCGCCGGGCGACGGUACCCUUAUGAAAGUUAUGAUUUUCCCGCAGAAAAAAAAUGAGAAUGAUAUGAGCUGUUACCAGUUACAAAUGAAUUUCGGCAUGG